Messenger RNA from Aspergillus brunneoviolaceus CBS 621.78, 1426 nucleotides. RefSeq names its product glutathione S-transferase family protein. Lineage: Eukaryota; Fungi; Ascomycota; Eurotiomycetes; Eurotiales; Aspergillaceae. The coding region runs from base 359 to 1072 and encodes 237 amino acids. The record is from RefSeq and is a predicted model, not a curated record. The transcript has a single exon.
GGGAGAUGCGGCAGCUCAAUGGGGCAUUCUAUGAUAUCAUAUAGAAAGCAUGUGGUUGGUAGCCAGGAGUGUACGCCCGUCCCAGACUCCAAACGCCUAUGUUUCAAAGCUUCUCGGAUCCACAAGCGGGUCCCCGAAAUCAGCCCACGGUUUCCCGCACGUAUUUUACUCAGAGCUUCCGGGUUCCGCGCUUCUAGAAUCUCGGAAGACUCGAUUGCCGGAUCCGGCGCAAGCCUCCGUACUGUACAUGUGCCGCGGGGACUUUAAAGCUUGAGAUUUAAGACUCUAGCCGCCUCACUCAACGCUCUUUAACCAUACAUCCAUGAUUGCAACCAUCUUUAUUCUUUGAGUCUUCAAAAUGUCCGAAUCUCCUGAACUCACCGUCCACCAUCUCCACCUCUCCCAGUCCGACCGAGUGAUCUGGCUCUGCGAAGAACUGGGUCUCCCCUACCAGCUCAAAUGCUACGACCGGGAUCCCGUGACCUCCUUCGCCCCGGCCGCCUACCGGGCCCUGCACCCCAUCGGCACCGCCCCCGUCAUCCAAGACGGUAGCGCCGUCACCCUCGGCGAGACCAACGCCAUCUUCGAGUACCUGCUUGCCAGAUACGACCCCCAAGGCAAACUGACUCUUCCGCCCACCCACCCCAACUACCCGGACUACGUCUUCUGGCUCCACCACACCAACGGCGGAAUCCAGCCUGCCCUCUACGAGCUCAUGCUUGCGCGCAUGUCCGCUCUGCCCGAGAACAACCCGGCCACCCAGGUCAUGCAAGGCCGGCUGGACCGCAGCCUGGCUGCGAUGGAGGCCCAGCUCGCCAAGUACCCGUUCAUCGCGGGCGAGAAUUUCACGGCGGCGGACUGCAUGCUGCUGUUUCCGCUCACGACGUUCCGGAUCUUCAUGCCGUACAGUCUGGAGGCGUAUCCGCAUAUUGUGAGCUAUUUGGGGCGGAUCGGGGAGCGGAGCGCGUUUGUGGCGGCGAUGGAGAAGGGGGACCCGGGGUUGAAGAGGCCGAUGGGCGCUGAGGGUGUUGUUGCUGCUGUUGCUGGUGAGGAGAGUUCUCAGAAAGCGUGAGGUAGAUGUGUCAUUCGGGGAAUCCUCCAACGGGGGUUAAGAUGGUAUAUGGCCGAUUAUUCUUCGGUUUGUAUAUUAUGAAACUUCGAGUUUGCUUCGAGGGUCCUUACAACUGGAAUUGUAGAUAUAUGGAUGUUGAUAGGAUGAUGAAACUCAGGGAUAGGCUAUACGUACCCAUAUCUUGACAUCUUGGUGGAUAAUCAUGGCUAGCCAAGUUCUUCAACAUGUGAGAUAGCCUAGUAGAUUGCUGAUUCGCGUGGCCUAAUUACUGAGGAACGUCAACCUUCUACAACCCGCUGGGCAAUUGCCAAGCAGCCUAGUUUAUCAUUUGUACCUGUUUUUCAUGUCCAAGAC